AUGGUGGAUCGGGAGUCCCUGGAUUCUGUUUUGAAUGCGCCAGAUCCGGAUCGCUGUGAGACAUCGUUUGUUCGCUUGGUUUAUGGAGAAUGGGAGCCGGGGGUGCUGGAUGAGGAGGAGUUGGAGGCUUUUGAGCCUCUGGAGGGGUGUACGCUUGGGGAUGUUGGGUUGAUGAGAGUGCCGUAUGGUGAAGCCGAGUUUACUGGUUUCGUGUAUAUGCGCAAUGCCGAUGUCUGGGAUCUGUUUUAUUCUCGACCUCCAAGGAUCCAGUCCCUAGCUGCUUUCUGA
Molecule: messenger RNA, 288 nt
Organism: Penicillium cinerascens
Lineage: Eukaryota; Fungi; Ascomycota; Eurotiomycetes; Eurotiales; Aspergillaceae
Exons: 2
Coding region: 1-288 (95 amino acids)
Source: RefSeq, a predicted model, not a curated record